AUGGCAUCGUCUACGUGGAGCGGUGAUGGCUCAUACGCUGCUGGGAGUAAGCGCAAGAAGGCGUAUGAGUGGUUGAAGGCAGCAAAUGAGCUGGGGCAGACUUACACGUCACGAUGGACGGGGCAAGGGAAUGGUUCCAACGAAGACUACUCUCAUACACCAGGCGCAUUUCCGGAUGUCGAGAUUGCGCGGUCUGGUGAUGAGGAGAUGGUACUGUUUCCUAGCUAUGCGAGGAAAUUGACGCCGAAGAAAAAGGAUGCUGGCUUGCGCCCGCGUCGAGAUUCCUUCACGCAGACUAUUGAUGAAUAUCGGGGUGUGGCCGAGGAGGAUAACUUUGGGUCUCGCUGGGACGAACCUGAGGCUGAGAAUGCGGUCGUCGAUGUUGACGUUCGUGGAUGGAUCUAUGCGCCAAAUCGAGGACCGAUGAACCGCAAGCAUCGACUGAUGAUCAAGCUGGCUAGGACAUUGAGUGGGAUUCCGACCCCGUCUGGAGCUGCCAAUGACGAGGGUCCUGAUAGAAUGUCCGGCAAAGGCGAGGACGAAGACGUGAACAGGCAAGUGCAGAAUCUGGUCGGUACAGCAGAGCAGGAUGCCGAUCAGGGCUGGAAAACUUCUAAUUCCAGUCGCAACCGGGUAGAGUCAGGCCAGCCUGCAGCGAUGACUAAAGACCAGAUCUCCAUGGCCAAUGCGCAUCUCAUGGAACGCUUGCGUCCGUUCUUGACGAACCCAAUGGCUGGUAUGCCUGUGACCGUGUUCCUUUUCAACGAUGAACAGAGCGAAUCCCGGAACAUGAUGACAGACGAGUCCGGUCAUUUCAAAAUUCGUGCUAUAAUGACAUUUGUGCCAACUCAUAUCCGAGUGCUUGCGUCUGAAGAUCUGUCUGCUGCCAAGCCAAUUGAGAUAAUCGAGCCUGUCGGUAUCAGCCUGAUCAGUGACAUUGACGACACGGUCAAACACUCAGCCAUUGCCAGUGGAGCGAAGGAGAUGUUUCGAAACACCUUUGUUCGAGAGUUAGCCGAGCUGAAAGUCAGUGGAGUUGACCAGUGGUAUACACAAGUAGCCCAGAAAGGCGUGCAAAUACACUACGUCUCCAACGCACCAUGGCAACUUUAUCCUCUGUUGGAGAGAUAUUUCAAGCUGGCGGGCCUGCCACCAGGGUCUUUCCAUCUCAAGCAGUACUCAGGCAUGCUGCAAGGAAUAUUCGAGCCUACAGCCGAGAGAAAGAGGGGAAAUCUAGAACAGAUCCUCCGCGACUUUCCUGAGCGCAAGUUCAUUUUGGUUGGUGACAGUGGAGAGGCUGAUCUGGAAGUCUAUACCGAUAUUGCCCUAGCAAACCCAGGUCGGAUUCUAGGAAUUUUCAUUCGGGAUGUCACAACACCGGAGAAGAAGCCCUUCUUUGAGAAGUCAGUUGGUUACCUCGAUGGGCUUGAUGCUCGCAGCCGCAGUACACCGCAGCUUGUGGAAACCUCGCAUUCUCUUCCAAGCAGGCCUGCCCUGCCGCCUCGCCGACCCGUGCCAACGCCGCCAGAGAAAGAUGUGAAAAGUAUUCCCGUCGGAGAUUUGAUUGAUCUAGAUGACGAUGUAAUGGAGACCGCAAAACCGAACCCACUAGUGAAAUCACGCUUACCUCCAACCAAGCCGAGCAAGCCAUCUUCGCUGCGGACUGAUACGUUGAAUAAUGCCCGACAGCCCUCGCAGGAGCCAAUUCGUCGCAAAGCCGUGCCUCCCCUGCCACCUCGGGCGGCAUCGACAGCUAAAACCGACUUACUGGUCGAUCUUGAUCCGUCUCCAUCCAUCUCUCGUGUCCAGACCGAACCACUACUGGAAGACAAGAGUCAGACAUCGGCACAGUCAUCCCGUUCUAAAGUACCCCCACCUCCCCCACCACCCCGACGCACAAACACUACUUCAUCCGCUACCAGCUCUGCAUCCAGCACGCCCACACCGCGGCCUGCACCUGCAGUACCGGCAAACAAGCCCUCAUACCCAACAUCUGCCGCUCAAGCUGCACUGUCAUACGCCACUGAACGACUUAACCUAUCUUCUUCACCAUCGGCCGGAUUAAGGCAAUCACCAUCCAAUCAAUCGCUUCCCCGACAAUCGCCCAAUGGGUAUAACAGCUAUAGCGCCAGUGACUCUAGCAUACCUCCCGCACCCCUGCCCAAUAAGCGUGAGGAAUUAUGGCGUCGGCGCUGGGAACGUGCCAGUAAUAUUCUGGAGACUCAUGGCGUUGUGCUAGGCAGUUGGCGCGUUGGCAGUGAUGCGCAGCCAGUUUGUAUGUGGUUGAUUGAGGACGCUCUGAAGGAGAUCAAGACCAACGGUGCUGGAAACCGGCCAUAG
Penicillium odoratum is the source of this 2340-nucleotide messenger RNA. RefSeq names its product phosphatidate phosphatase App1 family protein. Gene Ontology annotation, molecular function: phosphatidate phosphatase activity. Bases 1 to 2340 code for a protein of 779 amino acids. The record is from RefSeq and is a predicted model, not a curated record. The transcript has a single exon. Gene Ontology annotation, cellular component: actin cortical patch. Lineage: Eukaryota; Fungi; Ascomycota; Eurotiomycetes; Eurotiales; Aspergillaceae.